This is a messenger RNA of Daldinia decipiens, 1538 nucleotides long. RefSeq names its product ribosomal protein L3-domain-containing protein. The coding region runs from base 120 to 1298 and encodes 392 amino acids. Gene Ontology annotation, biological process: translation; ribosomal large subunit assembly. Lineage: Eukaryota; Fungi; Ascomycota; Sordariomycetes; Xylariales; Hypoxylaceae. Gene Ontology annotation, cellular component: ribosome; cytosolic large ribosomal subunit. Gene Ontology annotation, molecular function: structural constituent of ribosome; RNA binding. The transcript has 4 exons. The record is from RefSeq and is a predicted model, not a curated record.
CCCACUACCAAAAAAAGAUUGAGCUUUUCUCAAUCCCGAACAUUUUCUUCCAUCCUUAAACCUCCCACCCACGACCUGGCGAUUGACUUCUUCCUUUAACAACAAAGGAUCAAUCGAAGAUGUCGCACCGUAAGUUCGAGGCUCCCCGUCACGGCUCUCUCGCCUUCUUGCCGAGAAAGCGUGCUGCCCGUCAUCGCGGCAAGGUAAAGUCCUUCCCCAAGGAUGACCCUAAGAAGCCUGUCCACCUUACUGCCGCCCUGGGCUACAAGGCUGGUAUGACCACGAUCGUUCGUGACCUCGACCGACCCGGCGCAAAGGCACACAAGAAGGAGGUUGUUGAAGCAGUCACCAUUAUUGACACUCCACCUAUGAUCGUUGUUGGUCUUGUGGGCUACAUUGAGACCCCCCGCGGUCUCCGAUCACUCACCACCGUGUGGGCCGAACACUUGAGCGACGAAGUCAAGCGCCGAUUCUACAAGAACUGGUACAAGAGCAAGAAGAAGGCUUUCACCAAGUACGCCAAGAAGCACUCGGAGAGCAGCGGCUCUUCCAUCACCCGCGAGCUCGAGCGCAUCAAGAAGUACUGCACCGUCGUUCGUGUCCUCGCUCACACCCAGAUCCGAAAGACCCCCCUCAAGCAGAAGAAGGCCCACCUUAUGGAGAUCCAGAUCAACGGCGGCUCUGUUGCCGACAAGGUCGAGUUCGGUCACGGCCUCUUCGAGAAGCCCGUCAGCAUCGACACCAUCUUCGAGCAAGAUGAGGUGAUUGAUGUUAUCGCCGUCACCAAGGGUCACGGUUUCAACGGCGUUACUGCCCGAUGGGGUACUAAGAAGCUGCCGCGUAAGACUCACAAGGGUCUCCGAAAGGUCGCUUGUAUCGGUGCUUGGCAUCCUUCCCACGUCCAGUGGACUGUUGCCCGUGCUGGUCAGCAGGGUUACCACCACCGUACCUCGGUCAACCACAAGGUUUACCGUAUCGGUAAGGGCGACAACGAGGCUAACGCCUCCACCGAGCAAGAUGUCACCAAGAAGACCAUCACCCCUCUGGGUGGUUUCGUCCGAUAUGGUGAGGUCAACAAUGACUUCGUCAUGGUUAAGGGCUCCGUUCCUGGUGUCAAGAAGCGUGUCACAACGCUAAGGAAGUCCAUGUUCACUCACACUUCGAGAAAGGCAUUGGAGAAGGUGGAGCUGAAAUGGAUCGACACCUCUUCCGAGUUUGGUCACGGUGCCUUCCAGACGCCUGCCGAGAAGAAGCAGUACCAGGGUACGCUCAAGAAGGAUCUCGUCCAGAGCUCGUAGAGGGCUUUACGUCUCCUUGUAUCUUGUCUUUGCAUCGGUGUUCCUGGUUCCCUUUUUCGGCUACUGCGAUGGGCAUGGUCUAAGGUUGGCAUUUGAGACUCAAAAGAAGUUAAUGAACAAAUGCAUGAAGUAAAAGCCAUAAGAUGCGUGUUUUCUGCGUUCGUGACAAGCAAUCGUAGUCCACUAUACAGUAGCUGAAUUAUAGUAACGUUAUGCAAAGGAGGCAUAUACCCCAUUAGC